Didymosphaeria variabile is the source of this 1107-nucleotide messenger RNA. RefSeq lists its product as uncharacterized. Lineage: Eukaryota; Fungi; Ascomycota; Dothideomycetes; Pleosporales; Didymosphaeriaceae. The transcript has a single exon. Bases 1 to 1107 code for a protein of 368 amino acids. The record is from RefSeq and is a predicted model, not a curated record.
AUGUCCGUCGGUGCCUCGCAAAUCCGCCUCAAGAUCUCCAACGCAUUCGGCGUCACAAACCUCCCCAUUACCGCUGUCACCGUCGCGCUACCAGUGAACGGCAGCGCAGGCGUCCACCAAGUUCAGCCAUCGACACUGCAAAAAGUUACUUUCUCUGGCAAAGAUGGGAUCUCCAUACCCAACGGCGCCCUCGCCGUCUCCGAUCCUUUGACCUUCAAAAUCAAACCGCAGAGCAUGCUCACCGUCUCGAUCUAUCUCGAAAAGGGCCAGACAACGAACAGCAUCACAUCCCACCCGGGUAGUCGCACAACCUCAUACUGGCAGUUCGGAAAUGACGUCUCUUCCUCUUCCCUCGCCGUCACAAAUACCAGCACACAGUCCGCAGCGCACUGGUACUUCCUCUCCGCCGUCGAAGCCUGGGUUCCACCCUCCUCGGGCACGUUGGCCAUCAUAGGUGACAGCAUCACCGACGGUCGCGGCAGCGAAACCGACAAGAAUAACCGCUGGCCCGAUCUGCUCCUUGCGCGCCUGCAGAAGAACCCCUUUACCUCCCGCAUCGCCAUCGCGAACCAAGCUGCAGGUGGAAACCGCGUGCUGGCAGAUGGUUUGGGACCGAAUGCGCUGGGACGCGUGGAGAGGGAUGUUUUGUCCCACCCUGGGGUGCGGUAUGCGAUGGUGUUUGAGGGCGUGAAUGAUAUCGGGAGUGCGGAUGCUACCUCUGCAGCUCAGGGAGCUAUCUACGAGGGGCUGGUGCAAGCAUAUGAGCAGAUUGUCACCCGGAUACAUGCCUUUGGGAUUCCUGUGUUUGGCGCGACGAUCACGCCCUUCUCCGCUCCUGCCAACUUCACGGGGCAGCCGUAUAGCGACCCCGAGAGGGAGAAGACACGGCUGCGGAUUAACACAUUCAUUAGAGAAAGUGGAACUUUCGAUGCCGCGGUGGACUUUGAUAAGAUGCUGGCGGAUCCGAAGAUUUCUAGCCAGCUAAAGGACGAGUACGAUUCAGGAGACUAUUUGCACCCUAAUGUCAAGGGGUACCAGAGACUGGCGGAUUUGUUUCCAGUGGGUAUUUUUGCGGCUUGGGAGCAGGGUGCGGAUGAGUUUGUGUAG